GCGUAGACAUCCCAGAUAACGAUAUAAAUUUGUCGUUUAGAUGUGGACUUUUUAUUUUACUGCUAACUACAGUGGACUAUGUGAUCAGUGUUUUCAUGUGUGUAAUUAAAGCUGUUCUAUUGGCCUCAUGAACUCGGAAUUCAAACAGCAAAGGGAACAGAACGAGCUUCUACGAUCUUUGUUCGACUGCAUUUCAGGCCAUCCUCAACUGCUUAUCCACUCAUAAUUGAAAUGGUCACUAUAUGAAGUUCGUUUGUGAUCCCUCAGUGGUAGGCAGGCGGCUACAUGAAGACCUCGUACGACAGCGUGUCUGACAUACUUUCCACAAGUCCAUUUUGCCGAAAACAUGACUAUUCUACAUCUCAUUCUCAAAGAUGUCUUGCGAUCAAUCAAGGUCGACUGUACAUCAAAAUUCAUCUUCUGAGCCCAGCCUUCCAUCCAACGACGAGUCCGAGUACUUUCAAAAGUGGUCCCAGCAGAAUUUGAUUGAAUCUUGGGUAGAGAAUCAACACUGGCCAAAGGUAUUUUUUUGGAAUUAUGCCGGAAGACAAUUUGCUGACCGGACCCAAACCAAUCAGUCCCAACCGCGUCGGGCUCACAGCGUACAACAAGUCACCCUUAUCGCGGUGUGGAUUACGUCCAUUUUCUUACGGAUAAGAACAUUUUCUUCCACGACCACCCCCACCGCAUUACUAGCAAGAGCUCCAGUGAUUGCCAGUGUCUGCUUGCGCACAACCCUGUGCUGCCAAAAGAUACAUGGUUCAGUUCAGUGAUGCUUUGUUCGAGUCAACCUGCCAGCGAAUCGCAACCUACAGUGAGGCUGGCAUUAUACGUACAAUCACCGAGUUAAUUGUACCAUCUGCGGAAGGUGUAGUUUGCAAACAACAUGUCACGUUAUCCUAUCUUAUCGAAAGCUUUAAUGAAGGAUGGGACAAUUCUGUUCCCCUACACUAUCCCCAACCACAACCUGACCAUGCUGUGGGGUAUCCAAGAAAAUCAUUUUUCAAGACACCAGCUGGACCGCCUAGCGCCUUUCUUAGGAGGAACUGGGGAUAACUCCUACUUCAAGGGCACGAGCUAUAUUACCGAAGGUGAUUUGGAAGUGGCAGACCGCCAGAACGCGCAUUGCAUGGCGGUUUCUUUGCGUGGGGUAUUUGAACUCUUCAGGUGUAUCGGUCGGGUGAAGGAGCUCAACGUAGAGAUUUUGGGGUUUUCAAUUUCCCACAACCAUCGAUGUGUCAGAAUAUACGGCCAUUAUCCAGUAAUUGAAGAGGAUGCCAAGUAUUACCGUCAUCUUAUUAACUCCUUUGACUUCACAAACUUCGAUGGGAAGGAGAGGUGGACAUCUUAUAAGUUCGUUCUGGGCGUUUAUCAACACUGGGCGCCGUCCCAUCUCAGACGACGACUAUGUUCCGCAAUUGACGAGUUACCGGAUGUUGUCAUUUCCAGCGAGCCACAGAGACCGAUGUCCACAGUUCUGGAAAGCACUAGAGUUCCCCAAGCUGCUGGUGAUAUUGGCACUCAACGUUCGAGUGUUCCAUACUCCAUAGGAAGAAAACCUAGCCGUCCAGAAGUCUCUAACUCAUGAGAUAUCUCCGCUCAGGAACCCAAAGAAGAGACUAAAGUAUCAAAGAAACGUCUCCUGUCAUAAUCAUUUUUAGUCCAAUACCCGUUGCCCUUGUGUGUAUUUGACACCUUCGCUGUUGGUAGCUCGGACAAGGAAUCUAGGCCACCGAGAUAAAUGCCAACUCUAAUGCAUCUAGUUAUUCGAAGCCUUUUCGAGGGCCGCCAACAACCGGCAGAACAGCACUGAAUGGAGAAAAAAGAAGGAUAAAGAAGAAUAAGGACAAAAGAGAGUUUGGGAAGUGUGAAAAUGAGAAUGAACUAGGUGCCUAGUAUAUAGAUGACUAGGAUCACUACAAAAAGCUAAAGAAAAGAUAUGGAGCACUUAAGGAAAACUCCACAAGACGUUGCCCGCAAGCAACUAUAGUUACGAGAUAUGUAUGUUUCGAGAGAUAUCCGUGGU
Messenger RNA from Blastomyces dermatitidis ER-3, 2026 nucleotides. RefSeq lists its product as uncharacterized. The transcript is spliced from 2 exons. NCBI's taxonomy places the organism in Eukaryota, Fungi, Ascomycota, Eurotiomycetes, Onygenales, Ajellomycetaceae. Bases 887 to 1588 code for a protein of 233 amino acids. The record is from RefSeq and is a predicted model, not a curated record.